CUGACAGGAUGUGCAGGUGCAGAAGCGGGAGAUGGGGGCUUCCAGGCGGGUAACCUUAGAAUGUGGUGACAGCGGUUAAAAACGGAACAUAAUAAGUUUACCAUAUCAUUUAUAAUGCAAAGUAGUAGGGAGACUUUCACUUGCUGAACGACAUGAGGUUGAUUAAAUCUGUGCAAGGCGCCUCAUAAAGCCACUUGGCAUACCCGAAACCGAAUGAAAUGAUAAGCAGCCGGAGUGCAACAGAUUACCGGUCUGGUUUAGGGGAUCAUGGCUACUCCAGAGAGACUCAGCGGCCUGCUGAGAUUCAGAAACUCCUUGUGGAAUUCCGGACCCUUUACCACGAGCGCCUUCGGCGCAUUGACCAAUCGGAUGACAGCCGGGAGGAGGCUCUGCAGAGCAAGGUGGGCGUGCUGCAGUCCUUUGUGCGGGACCUGAGUGAGCAGAAUGAGGUUCUGAUCCAGGCGCUGGAGGCUGAGGAGGCGGAGGGCCGGGCGGUGGAGGGGAGAACAGCCAGCCUACACAAAGAGCUGGAGCGGCGCCUAUCCUUGGCUCUGUGCCCGAUGCCAGUGGACCUCGCGGGAACCACGGCAACGUUCCUCCGGACUCCAAGAGAAAUGGAAGACCAUUACAGGGAUGCGCAGACACACCUGUCUACCCAGGAUGCUAUACUUCAGCAGCUCAAAGAGGCCUGUCUAUCUCAGCAGGAAGCCCAGGUUAAAGUGGAGGAGCGUGAAGCCCAGGUCCAGGAGCUGCAGGACACCAUCACAGAGCUGCACCAGGAGAUGACCAGGAAGGACCAGGACAAGCUGACACAGCUGCAGGAGCUCCACCAGCUGGAGAGCAGGGUGAAGCAGCUCACUGACCAGGUCAGGAGCUCUGAGGAGACCAUUGGCCAGCUGAGACAGGAGGUGGCUGUUAGAGUGGGCAUCAGCAGCGCUACCCUGUCUGGGGAUGGGAGUACUACUGACCCGACAGGAUCCAGUCCAGUCCCACAUCUUACAGAACAGAGGGGCAGAGAACUGCUGAAGACUGAGUUAUCAUGUCGGGACGCAACCAUCCAGAGGCUCCGGCGAGAUGUGCUGCUUUCCCACCAGGCCCGCGACUCCCAGUCUGCUCAGCUGGAUGUCCAUGGGCAGAGGAUCUCUCAGCUGCAGACGGAGCUACAGGAGAGCCAACUGGAGCUCCAGAGGGGACACAGCCGAAGAGAGCAGCAGCAGAGGGACCUGCAGACCCAGACACAGCAGGCAGAGGAGCUCCACACUCAGCUGGCUGAGGUCAAAGGGCGUCUUGUGCAGGUGGAGGGAGAAAAUGAGGCACUCAUGGGAUAUAAGCGGGAGCAGGGAGCCGAGGUGGAAAGGCUGGCACUGGUGGUGUGUUCUCUGCAGAGGUCGGCCAGGGACAGAGAGGGCACAGAGAGUGUCCAGGCCGAGCGGAGGUGUGUGGACCUGGAGGGGGAGCUGACAGAGACCCGUGCCCAGCUCACGGAGUGCCAGGACAGGCUACAGGAAGCCAGGAGGAGGGCUAAGGAGCAGACCCAGAAGUUCCAGGCCAAGGUGUCCAGUCUGAAGAGCCAGCAUGGCUGUGUUAGUCAGCAGCUGCAGGAUAGCAGUGCUGAGGUGCAGAGGCUUCAGAGGUCAUUGGCUGAGCUACAUGGACGAGAGAUGGAGUGGGAGAGAGAGACAUCUGCUCUGCAGGGCCAACUGGGCCAUGCCAGAGAGGAGCUCCACAGCGCCAUCCUCAGGAGGCAGGCACAGCAGCAGAAGGAAGAGCUGUUUGGUGAGCUGCAGAGGGAGGUGGACAGACUGAAGAAUGAGAGACAGGAGAUGCGAAAAAAGCUUUGUGGUACAGAAGAGGAGCUGAAGAGGCUAAGAGACGAGCAGCAUCAGCUCAAGGACAAGGUGAGGGAGAGCGAUGUGCAGGCUGUGUGGCUGCAGAGCCAGGCUGACGUGGUGGGUCGGGAGCUGUGGGAGGAGAGUGCCCAGCGUGACAGGGAGCUCUGGGAGUGGAGGGACCGCUACCAUGCUGCUUCAGAGGGACUUAGGCUAAGGGAGGCUGGGCUUGAGGAGGUGCAGAGGGCCAGGGACACGGCCCUCAGAGGCCUGAGACUACAGGAGGAGAAGACCCACAGUCUGGGGGCCCAGAUGCAAGAGCUGCAGCACAGCCUGGACGGCCUACAGGGCAGGCUUGCCCAGAAGGAGGAGAUGGUCGUGGCUCUCAGAGUGAAGCUGCAGGACCAUGAAGAAGAUGCCCGCGUUCUCCGCCAACAGCUGCUCUCCUCCCAAGAUGCACUGCAGCAAGUUGCUGCCGAGCUGAGGUCAUGUAAAAGAGAGAGGGAGGAGCAGGAUAGCCAGUGUGUGGAGACAGAGGAGAGACUGGCUGAGAUCAGAGCUGAUCUGGUCCAACUACAGCAGCAGUAUACCACCUGCUAUGCCCAGCUGGUCCAGGAGGAGGUUGGGGUGGGCAGGCUGAGGGAGGAGCUGCGUGAGGUGAGGGAACAGAGGGACAGACUGGCCUUUCAGGUGACAGAGAACCAGGACCUGAGCCAUGACCUGGACCUGCUCAAUGAGAAACACAAGGCUGCACAGCAUGAGGUGACCAACAGGGAUGAGACUGUGCUGAGAUUGACCACAGAACUGAGCACCGCCCAGGAACACCUGAAAUCAGCUCAGGAUGAGCUGUCAGUGCAGGCUCAGCAGGAGCAGGCCCUUGGAGAGGAGGUGCAGAGGCUGCAGAAGGAGGUGAGCUGUCUCCAGGGCAGCCUGAGUCAGAGAGAGGAGGACAUGGAGGCACAACUACAGACAACUGGCCAGCUACAGCAGGAGAGGGACAGCCUGCUCACACAGCGGGACAACCAGCAGGGGGCAGUGUGUGUUCUGCGUGGGGAGCUGCAGCGGUGGCAGGCGGAGGCCCGGGCUCAGCAGGAGAGCAGGGAGGAGGAGGUGUUGGGGCUGAGGGCUGAGCUUCAGGAGACCCAGGGCAGGCUGCAGCAGUGUAGAGCAACCAUGAAGCACCUCCGCUCUGACCUGGAGCACGCCCAGAGACAGACCAGGCAGGCAGAGGAGGAGGCAUCUGAUAGGGAGAACCGUCUGUGGGGCCAGGAGGCAGAGUUGUCCAGGCUGAGGGCUGUGCUGCAGGAGGCUGAGAGCAGAGCAGCGGACACAGAGACCAGGCUGCAGCCCCUGACCCAGUCCCUGGAGCUGUACAGGGUCAAGUACCAGGCCUGCCUCACCAAGAUCUCCCAGCAGGACAGCACUCUACAGGCCCAGGACGAGGACCUGAAGGAAGCCAGGGCUCAGGUGGUGGAGCGGGACGAGCAUGUGCUGCGUCUGUGUGCCCAGGCGUUGGUGUUGCAGGGGGAGCUGAAGGCCCACUGUGCCCAGCUGGAGAGCGGGGAUGACGCCCUGAAUGCCCUGAGCCAGCACCUCCGAGACACCCAAAGAGACCUGGAGUCCAGCUGCAAACACAGCCAGGAGUGUGAGAUGGUCAUCAGCACUAUGAGAGACAACACCGCCGCACUGAGACGACAGGUGGAAGAACAGGAGGAGAGUGUGGUGAAGAGCCAAGCUGAUUUAUCUGUCUACAGAGCCAGUCACAUCCACUCUGACUCAGACUACGACUCCCAGCUCUGCCGCAUCCAGGAACUACAACAGGCAUUCUCCCAGACCGUGGAGCAGUGUGCCCAGGCUAGCCAGGACCUCAGUGUGUGCCAGUCGGAGGUUCGUCAGCUGAGAGAGGAGGUGUCCAGACUCACCCAGCUCAAGGACAGCACUGUGGCAGAGGUGCUACGGCUGCAAGAGGCUGGGAGGCAGCUCCAGGCAGAGACCAUGAUGGAGGGCCAGCGCAGGCUGGAGGAGGUGGGAGCUCAAGAGCAGAGGGCUGCCAGGCUGGAGCAGGACCUGCAGGCCGCCCACACCCAGUGUGCCAAGAGACAGCAGGCGGUGCAGAAGCGGGAUAACCUCCUGAGGCGUUCGGAGGCUGACCUGCUGGAGGCCCGGGAGACUCUGAGGAGUCGGGCUGUGGAGGUGGAGCGGCAGGCAGCUGCAGUCAGGGGCCUGGAGGCUGACGUCCAGAGGGCCAGGAGGGAAGGACAGCAGAGAGAGGCUGAGUGUGGCUCUCUCAGGACCCAGCUGAUGACCCUCAGGGAGGAACUAAAGGAGGCCCAGGGACGCUGCAGGGACAUGGCCCAGGAGCUGGCUCGUCAGGAGGAGAAGGUGUUGCUGGUGGAGGGGGGCAGCAUCGAGCACAGGAACACCUGGCAGAGCGGGUGGCAGAGGUGGUGAGGGCAGAGCAGGCCCAGAGGAAGCUACAGGCAGAGCUACGCACCUUAAAGGAGAGACUCCACACCACAGAACAUGAGCUGCAGGGCUACAGGACCCAGGUGGAGAGUCUGAAGAAGGAGGCAGGGGAAAGCAGGCAGGCCCAGCUCAGUGCUCAGCAGGAGGCCAACACACACCAGCAGGGGACUCAGCAGCUGGAGGCAGAGCUGACCACCACCAAGGACACACUCAGGACUCUACAUCAGCAGCUGCAGGAGCAGGCUGAUGCCAGCCGGGCACUGCGGGCAGAGCUGUCCCAGGAGCAGGACAGGCAGCAGGAGCUGCAGGAGAGGAACCAGGGGGCCAGGGAGAGAGAGGCCCAGCUGGAGUCAGAGAGAAACCAGCUCAGAACCAGCAUGGA
This is a messenger RNA of Oncorhynchus gorbuscha (pink salmon), 4677 nucleotides long. Its product is annotated as myosin heavy chain, skeletal muscle, adult-like. Gene Ontology annotation, biological process: spermatogenesis. The record is from RefSeq and is a predicted model, not a curated record. Lineage: Eukaryota; Metazoa; Chordata; Actinopteri; Salmoniformes; Salmonidae. The coding region runs from base 219 to 4280 and encodes 1353 amino acids. The transcript is spliced from 32 exons.